AGCAGCACCCAGCUGUAAAAUUGUUUUUCUGACUUUGCUGCUUAACUUUGUGUGUUUAUAUCUUAAAUUUAAUUGUGAUAAAGUGCGAAAUGGAUAAUUUGGAGCACAAACAAGUGGAAAACACCAGCAAACUGAUGGAAAAAAUCGAAAUUGACAUAGAAAACAACAAAAGUGCCGGCAUUUCGGCAGCGGAAGAAGACGAAGCUGUUCCCAAUAAGAAGAAGAAGGUGGAAGGGAAAGACGAUAGUGAUAAGGGGAAAGACUGCACCAGCGAAAAAGAGAUAGCUGAUUUAAAAAUGCAACAGCAAAAUUGCCAGGAUAAGAACACCUGUAGAUGCGCACAACUGGAGGCGGAGGCCAUCAAGGACAAUAGCCAGCUGUGGGAGUUUCGAGUGCGCAGCAAGGACAUCGACUGGCGAAACUUUGUCCAGCCGCUGGACACCAGAGUUCGAUCCGAUGCGGUCUACUUGGAGCGCCAGGUGGACUUUGUGGGCAGCCAACGGCGUCCCGUGACGGAGAAUAAUCGCAGGGAGCUGCUCGUUUGCCACGAUAUGAUGGGCAAUUACCUCGAGGAUCGGCACUUUCACAGUUCGGAAAAGUACGACGACUAUCGAUUCGUGCAUUGGUCAGCCGUGGAUUACUUCUGCUACUUCAGUCACGAAUACGUGACCAUUCCGCCCAGCGGAUGGCUCAAUGCCGCCCAUCGACACGGAGUUCCGGUGGUGGGCACGUUCAUUGUGGAGGGAGAGGGACGACUUGAUGAGGUCCUGGCCACAGAGGAAAGUGUUAGCAGGACCGUCGAGGCCCUAACCCGCCUGUGCGGGCACUUCGGAUUCGAAGGAUGGCUGGUCAACGUGGAGGUGAAGGUGCCCCAGCGCAACAUGCCCAAUCUUUACCGCUUUGUCCAGGAACUGACCUCCGCCACGGAAUCACGUGUGCCCCAUGGACGCGUCUUUUGGUACGACAGCGUUACGGAGAGCGGCCAACUGCUGUGGCAGAACGAGUUGAACUCCCGCAACGUGGAGUUCUUCCGGCGCAGCCAUGGAACACUGAUUAACUACGCCUGGGACGAUGGACACUUGGAGCGCAGUGCCCAGCAGGCGAAGAAGGAGCAGUCGCCGCUGCAUCGCGUUUUCAUGGGAUUGGAUGUCUUCGGACGGAGUCGGAAGGGCGGAUUCCAAAGUCUGGAGAGCAUGCAACGCAUUGCGGACGAGGGCUUCUCGGCUGGCAUCUUUGCACCCGGCUGGUCCUUCGAGACCCUCAAUCGAUUUGGGUACAACAUCAAGAAUCCACAAGGCGAAGGGCAGGUGAACUCGGCCUUCUUGGCCAGAAACGAGUCGUGGUGGGCUCGCAUUUGGCCCACUUUGGCCACGCAUCCCUACAGUUCGCUGCCCUUUUUCACGGACUUUUGCGUAGGUUCCGGUCGAAAGAGUUACGAUCGGGGAUUGGUUGCUUCUGGCGAGGAUCGACCCUUUUUCAAUCUGUCGCGACAAUCGCUGCAGCCUUCGGUGCCGCUGGACAGGAAUGCAGUUCACCACUUCGAGGAGGCCUUCUCGGGUGGCUGUUCGCUUUUGGUGACCAACUACGAGCGAGCUUUCCGUCUCUUCGUCACGAAUUUUGAUCUACAACUGGGAGUUUUGCUCGUUGGGUUUGCCUAUAAAAUUAUUGGUGAUGCCACUGGCACCGACUUUGAUUUGCUGGUGCGAGUGACGCCGCAGAAAAAUAAUAAUUCAGAGUUUUAUCUAUUUUGCGGUGACUAUAGUGGCUAUGUUGAGGCUCCACAACGGGGUUAUCUUUCACCUCUUACCGAGUUGUUGCCCCGCGCUCAUGUUAAGCUGCCACGGGAUUCCAGAAAUCUGGGAGCAGGAUGGCAAGUGCGUUACUACCUGGCCAAGUUCGAUGGACCCGUCAGAGUCCAGGACAUUGGAGUAAAGUGCCGGCGGCCAGCGGAAUCGAAGGCUGAGGCUCAGCUGGGAGCUGUUUAUGUGGAGGCUUUGCCUCUAGAGAAUUUGACGCACGCACGGACAGAAAUUCCUCUCUACGGAAGAAACUUGUGGAUGGAGCAACGCGCUUGAAUCUACAAAUUAAUAAAAAAAAAACUUUUUUUUCAUUUGUAUAAAUGUACAUACUGCAUUAAAUAUUAAUUUCUAAUAAAGCAGCUGUGUUUUAACUUUCAUUAAAACCCUU
Messenger RNA from Drosophila ficusphila, 2187 nucleotides. RefSeq names its product cytosolic endo-beta-N-acetylglucosaminidase (gene ENGase). Gene Ontology annotation, biological process: protein deglycosylation. Gene Ontology annotation, cellular component: cytoplasm. Gene Ontology annotation, molecular function: mannosyl-glycoprotein endo-beta-N-acetylglucosaminidase activity. Bases 90 to 2075 code for a protein of 661 amino acids. The record is from RefSeq and is a predicted model, not a curated record. The transcript is spliced from 4 exons. Lineage: Eukaryota; Metazoa; Arthropoda; Insecta; Diptera; Drosophilidae.